Drosophila mojavensis is the source of this 1670-nucleotide messenger RNA. RefSeq lists its product as uncharacterized. Gene Ontology annotation, molecular function: nucleic acid binding; zinc ion binding. The transcript has a single exon. NCBI's taxonomy places the organism in Eukaryota, Metazoa, Arthropoda, Insecta, Diptera, Drosophilidae. The record is from RefSeq and is a predicted model, not a curated record. Bases 483 to 1670 code for a protein of 395 amino acids.
GGCGCCUAAAGAGGCAGACAGUGUUGUAUAACACUUGAGACAAUGUACAACACAGUAACAGGGUUGCUGUACAGACGGGAAAGUGUGGUGGUAAGUCGAUGGACCGAUAUAUCGCCAGUGCGACUCUGUUUUGUGGUGGUCGGUCGAGUGGUGGAAGCGUGGCUUCACUCUCUUUCCGGUGAUGGUGAACGACAGCGACACGCAACAACAGAAACGCGCUACACUUUUAAAUCUGUAAAUAUGAAUGGCAUCAGCGAUGAAAAUCGCGCUGCGACAUCAGAAGUGGGAUCUGCUCAGCCUCCCAAUCUUGACAUCACAUCGCUUUUAGCGCAGAACGGGAGUCUCAUGGAAAUAAUUAAAAAAUUGACGACACCUGAAAGUUCUGUGGAGAAAAAAAAACAAAACAAGUGACGCUCCCGAAAUUCAACCCAGAUGGCGAUGGUACGGACGCUUCGGCAUGGUGCACUACGGUGGAUUUGGUCAUGGCGGACAACACGGUCGAAGGCAGCGAACUAGUGAUGGCAUUGAGCAAGGCUCUGGAAGGUAGCGCUUCGCAGUGGCUGUCACAAGUGUGCUACGCUGGCAUUACUUGGACGCAGUUCAAGGAUUUGUUCACUGCACGAUUCAUCGGAGUUGAGACCAAUGCAGCUGUUCUCUUAAACGUCUUACAUGGCCGACCCAAGAAGGGAGAAGGUCCCGCUGAAUAUGGGACUCGCAUCGUCACGCUGCUCUUGUCAAAGUGGAAGUCUACAAAUCUGGAAGAGAUUGCAGUGUCGUUAACGUUGGCACACAUGGCUCAACUGGAUGACAAAUUGUCACGCUGGAUCUUCACUGAAAACGUCAAGUCACUCAAUGAGCUACAACAACAACUACAUGCGCAUGCUUUCAAAAAGCGCAACUUGGAUGGCGAGACGUGUGCUACUCAGGAGCAUAAGAAGCCCAAGCUUUUGAACCAGAUGAAGUGCAACUUCUGCGGAAAGGUUGGCCACAAGUACGCCGAAUGUCGAUCCAGACUGGAGAAGAGCAAGAACAUGGGAAGGAAUCACAAUGGAGGCACUACGGCUGGACCAAAGGACCGGGCUGGCAUAAGAUGCUUCAAGUGCGACGAACCAGGACAUUUCGCCUCAUCUUGCUCCAAGGGCCGAGCUGGUGGAAGCGGCCAGGUUUAUGAGAAGCGUGUGGACAUUUGCACAAUAGCUCCCCCGUCUGGAGUUAUUAAUCUGUCCGGUGAGUCUGUUCCGUUUUGCUUCGAUUCUGGUGCAGAAUGUUCCUUAGUGAAGGAGAGCAAAGCUGAUAAAUUUAAGGGGAAACGUAUUAAUAACAUUGUAAAGUUAAAUGGAAUUGGCAAUGACUCAAUAUGUAGCAUCCAGCAAAUUUUGGCUAAUAUAACCAUUGAACAGUAUUGCUUUGAGAUAUUAUUACAUGUCGUCUUGGAUAGAUUUUUGAAUUAUGAUGUGCUGAUUGGCCGUGAAAUUCUUGGUCAGGGCUUCGGUGUUUUAAUAGACGCUGCCAGGUUUCAGAUGUAUAAAACCAAAGAGGUGAAGGUUGUAAAUAAAACAGGAUACGAAGACAUUAUAAGUUCAAGUAGCCAUAUUAACGAACAUGAUAAGAUGACACUGAUAAAUAUUUUGAAAUUGUAUAGUGACUCCUUUAUUGACGGAAUUCCCUAA